Molecule: messenger RNA, 1580 nt
Organism: Paramecium pentaurelia
Lineage: Eukaryota; Ciliophora; Oligohymenophorea; Peniculida; Parameciidae
Source: the annotation of a GenBank genome assembly
AUGUAAAAUCCCAGGAGUUCUUCUACCUAUUCCAUUAAUAUACCAAAAAUGAUUCCACUUUCCUAGGUGACCCUUUAUUACUCCCUCUCUCGCUUCAAAUUCCAAUCUCCCGUACGUACUUACCUGUAGUUUUGAUUUAUAUACUUUUAGCAAAACUAACGAAAUCAAAUAGAGACAAUAGCUGCAUAAAACUCUAACGAAUAAAUUAAUGACUCAAGUAAGCAAAGGUCAUCAUUCUCACUCUAAAACAUUAACCAAAUUAACACGACGUACUUCAUCAUAUGUAAAUGACAAAUAUUAAAAAAUAUGGGAAUCACUUAAAUUUAAAACUAUUCACGAACCCUAUGAUGUUAACAUGUUAUAAGAGUUUUUUUAUGAUUUAGUAAAAGAAGAAAACUUCAUUAAUACUGAUCGUUAUGAAUUUCCUAUUCAAAAUAAAACUGAUUUCACUCAUUUUAAAUCAUAUUUCAUUACAGUUUUAUUUCAUGAAAGAGACUUGAAUAAAUACUUAUUUAAAUUAGAAUCAAUAAGAAUGUCUCAUUUAAGAUUGUUAUCAAUUAAUUAAGAAUUGAAAGGCUUUUUUGGUUUAAAUCAAAUCUUAAAAUCUCUAUUUGAACACUUAAAAAUGGAUAUUACUUUACAGAAUUAUGUUAAUGAUUAUGAAAGUGUCAAAGAUAUUUGGUUAGAGAUUUCAACAAAUAUAUUGCAACCAUAAGAUGAUAAUUAAAAAUUACAUAAAGAGAUUAGAAACUAUGCUGAAAAUAAUAAACUUAAUCAUGUGCAUUUUUUUAAUUUUAAAUUUCUUUUAUAUAAGGUAUUACUGAAGCAUAAGAUUUCAAUGAGAGGGAUCAAGAAGGUCUUGAAAUUAUUAGAUAAUUGGAAAAGUACUGUUAUGAGAUGCGAACGCAUUAUGGAAUUGAUUCUUUGCAAUUGUACUAAAAUUGCUAAAAGCUUAUAGAUUAGUAUCUAAUGUACUGUAUGGUAACUGACCAAAAGUAAGAAACAAUUCAAAGAAGAGCGAUAGAACUUAUACUUGAAUAUUUAUACAACAAUGAUCAUAGAUCAAUUAAGAAAUGUGAUCUAAAAUAAUACCAUUUUGUACACCAAUCUAUGCAAAAAGUAAUAUCCAGAUUAAAUACAUCUUAAAUAUUAAUCCAAGAUUUUCAUUAAGAUCUUGAUUCAAUAUUUGUUUAGAAAUUACAAAUUAAAAAAUAAUCAGUAGUUGAAUUUGGUAUAUAAUUGCAAUAGAUUCCAUUUUUUAUGUAAAUAUAUGAUGUAAAUUGUGUAAAUGAUAUUUAGGAUUAUGAAGUUAAUGUACAUCACUUAUUGGAAACCGAACUUGAUUUUAUGUUAAGUAAUCGGACCUACUUUAGAUAAAAAGAAAUUGAAUUGAUUCAUAAAAAUAUGAAUAUAUCACAUGAAGUCUUUGAUUUAUACAUUAUGGUAGGCUAUUGAUUAUAUUAUUGAAGAGAUUAUAAGAUACCCUCUAUGGAGUACCAACCAAAGCAAUAUUAAACAGAAUAAACUAGUAUCGUAUGUGGGUAGUUAAUGAAAAAAUAAAAACGAAUGAAAUUUAUUGA